GAUAAGCAGGGUCGGGGAAGCCCUUACCUCAACGUCACAUCGAUCCAAAGUCCUGAUUGGCUGGCACGCGCUCCAUCGCCACAACGGGAUUCCCGUUGCCAAUCAGCUGAUAGCUGCGCCCCUGCAACUUGCGGAAUAAUUAUGAUGCAAUCCCACUGUAUGUUAAAUUUUCUCCUGCUCUUUUGCAACCACUGGGCCACCUGCCUCUAAAGUCAAUCUAUUGUUAGCAGCCUCACAUACCAGCCAGUGCUCUCACUCUCUCUCUCUGCCUGCGUUUAUGAGUCGCAAAAAAAUCGCCAAAAUAUCAACAAACAUGGAUGCCCUCCAGAGAGCAACGGAAAAGCUGAAGAAGCUGAUGGAGCUGAUCAACGCCAGGUGGGGCUGGGUGGUGACACUCUCAGCCUUUUUCAUCUUCUUAACGUGCUUUGGUACGCUCUACUCUUUUGGCAUCUUACUCAUUGAAUUACAGGAGGAGUUCGGAAGCGGGGCGUCCGAGACAUCAUGGAUUGGUUCGAUCGCCAUCGGUCUCCACGCCUUGGGGACCUUCGUCUCGAGUGCUCUCGUCCGGCGCUUCGACAACCGGCCGGUGGCCAUCGCCGGCAUCUUCCUGUGCUUCGGCAGCGUCAUCGUGACGUCACUCAUGCCUCUGCUGGAGGUUCUGUACUUCACAUUUGGCGUUGUCUACGGCGUGGGCAUCAACUUCAUCGUCAUCUCCUCCAUCAACCUCAUCCUCCGCUACUUUCCGACCAAGAAUUGCUCGCGAGCGACCGGUGUGGCUCUCACCGGCUCCACAGUAGGUAUGCUGGUCAUGAAUCAAGUUGUGCAUCACCUCAUCGUCGCGUGGGGCUGGCGGAAUAUGCUCCGCGUGGUCGGGGCGAUUCUCCUGAUCGUCUCCGUGCCGUGUGUCAGCACUUACUCCCAGCCGUCCUCCAAGAACCUGGUCCUGGCGGACUCCAUAGCCCCUCUCGAGGAGGGAGAGGGGAAGGAGAAGGAAGGGGUGGAUGAGGAGAAGAAAGCCCUGGAGGAGGAGAAGCAGAGGCUCAAGGAGAAAGAGGCCGAAGCUGAGGAAGAUGAGGCGAAGCCGAGCAGAUGCGAGCGGCUCCGCAACAUGGCAUAUCCUGAGCUCUGGUUUCUCUCAGUCGGCAUCAUGGGAUGCUGCAUGACACUCACAUUUUACUACGUCAGUAUGAUGAGCUUCAUGACAACUAAAGGCUUCGACAAAUCGGACAGUACCCUCUUCAUGAUGGUGCUAGCCAUUGCAGAGGUCGUGGGCAAGGUCAUCAUCGCGGCCGUUGCCGACAGCCUGCCGUUCCCGAAGCUCUACCUGUUUGUCUUGGCUAGCCUCCUCGGCGUCGUCGUCAUGGUGGUGCUCCUUUUCGCCACUUCACUCGGGCUGAUGCUCGGCCUUGCAGUCGUUUGUGGACUGCUCGUCAUGUCGGUCUUCGACACCUUGCCGUUCUCCAUCUGUGUGGAGGUAUUCGGCUCGACCAGGGGGUUGGACACGUCCUCGGUUGUCAUCAUCAUGAAUGGCGUGGGCCUCAUCCUCGGCUCCUUACUCGGCAUGAGCGUUGACCGCACAGGCAACUACGACUCUGCCAUCUUUGCCAGCGUCGGCAUCUACUGCUUCUCCAUCUUGCUCUUCCUCGCUGUGCCCAUCUACCAGAGGCUCUUCGCCAAGGAGCGGUACGUCAUGGUCCGGAACAGACGCAAAGCCCUCCUCCUGGUGGCAGACGGACCGGAGCGGACCUUUGCCCCGUCGCUGCUCCCCUCGCCAGAGUACAUUUACCUGGACAUCGUCAGUGUCGUAUAACAGGGCGCAGGAAUAACGGACAACAGAUUUAGAGAGACUAAACAUUUUUUUAAUCGGCAAUGAAUUUUUAGGUGUAUGCGUACGCGUGUGUGAAAAGGGAGAAAAGGAUGUGGUCAAAUUUUCUUCUCGGACCGUAAAAUGGUGUCGCUGGAAAUUUGGAGAGUGCUUAAACAAUAAGAGUGUGAAUAAUGCUACAUAUUGUGGAAAGUAAAAGCGGUUGCAGAAUACGGGCUAUUCGCAAUAGUGCGCCUCCAAGAGUUUGCAACGCGUUAACCAAUCACAGAGUGCGAAGUCUGUCGACCCUUCCCACAUGCGCAUUGGGUCGACAGAUUUCGUGCAAUGUGAUUGGUCAACGCGUUGCAAACUCGUGAAGGCGCACUAUUGUGAAACGCCCGUAUACGGUAUGGUGUGAGUGUUGUGAAUAAAAUACGGGAGGCAAUGAGAGGUUUCCAAAGAAAGAAUAGAAGGUACGGUGUACUUGUUGAGACGCUAUAAAAACACAUUACGAGGCCAAAAUGAAGCUGGUGUUGAUACUAUUGGAGAUUGGUACAAAUUUGACAGAAACAACCAGUAAGUGUGCCUCAGUUGGAGACAGAAACACUUUGCUGAAUUUCACACACGAACCUUGCCAUACUUAAACUUGUUCAUGAAGCUGUGAAGCCCUCGAUGAGAAUGUGUGUUGCGCAGUUGAUAGUUAUGUGUGUGUGGAAGUACAAUGAUUUUUUUCAAAUGACUGCUUGGGUUUUUCACGCUGGCUGCUAUUUUGUUGGAUUUUAAUUUGACAAAGCACUAACAAAUGAGUGCUUAAAUUCCAUUAAAUAUUAAAAAACUCAAGAUUUUGAGGUGCGGGAUUUUCUUCUGCGUGUUUGCUCUAAAAGGAUAAAUUUUGGAUGGAUCUGCACACGAGAAAAGAGGAAAGCAGUCAGUUAUUCAAAAGAAAUGGAUGCAGAUGGUUGCAUGCUAAAGUGGAAAGACGAACUCAUCUUGGUGCAGCUUAUCCUACAUAGGCAUAUUAAUUUUUUUAAAAUAUAUUUAUUGUUUCAGUGAAAAGAGUUUUUUGUAGUUCUGUACAAGUUGAAGAAGGAGAAAAAUAACUGUAAUAUCACUUCAAAUCAUUUCAAUUAUAGCUUAAGUGCGCUGUGUGUAACUGGAUGUGAGGUUACACAUUGUCACGCUUUCCAAAAUGACUUUCAUUUGUUGUUAAUGGCGUGUUGUGUAAAACUUGUCAACAGUUUGCCAAUAUGGUUGAAUACUUGGAAUGAACCAAAAAGUGAAUUUAUCAAUGCUUGAAAAUGAAGGUUUUAUAAACAAAAAUUCUCAGACACUCUAUUAUCGACCUAUGAAUGUUGUACGUCUGUGCUGUCCGUUAAUUCAUUUUAAAAUAUUGUUUAUGUCCUUUUUAUAAACUGUUAAAGAAACCUUUUGUGGUUUUGAAAGCAGAGCCCCACGCAAAAUAUUAUUGGCAACAGAAUGCAACUUUGUAUUAUAUAUUUAUUUUUUGGAUUCCUGCAUUCUGCAGAUAUAAUAACGCUAUCAACUCUUUGCUCCGAUUUUCGAAACCAUUUCGUGUAAUUUGUCUGGAGGAUGAAUUUGUUUGGAAGUAUUUUCAUAUGCUCUUUGCUUCAACUUCCAUUAAAGCCCGAUGGUAUUUUGCGUGGAGCCCUGACAAAAGUAUUAAAGCUGUGGUACUUCUCUUUGAUAUUUUGUAAAUAAAAGAGAUAUUUAUUUAUA
Acanthaster planci (crown-of-thorns starfish) is the source of this 3541-nucleotide messenger RNA. RefSeq names its product monocarboxylate transporter 13-like. The record is from RefSeq and is a predicted model, not a curated record. NCBI's taxonomy places the organism in Eukaryota, Metazoa, Echinodermata, Asteroidea, Valvatida, Acanthasteridae. Gene Ontology annotation, biological process: transmembrane transport. Gene Ontology annotation, molecular function: monocarboxylic acid transmembrane transporter activity.